Phacochoerus africanus (Common warthog) is the source of this 3118-nucleotide messenger RNA. It is a transcript of the gene PDGFC, whose product is annotated as platelet derived growth factor C. The record is from RefSeq and is a predicted model, not a curated record. The transcript has 6 exons. Gene Ontology annotation, molecular function: platelet-derived growth factor receptor binding; growth factor activity. Gene Ontology annotation, cellular component: membrane. Bases 424 to 1614 code for a protein of 396 amino acids. NCBI's taxonomy places the organism in Eukaryota, Metazoa, Chordata, Mammalia, Artiodactyla, Suidae. Gene Ontology annotation, biological process: positive regulation of cell migration; platelet-derived growth factor receptor signaling pathway; positive regulation of MAP kinase activity.
CCCCGGCCCCGCUCAAGACCCCGGCCCCCGGCGCCGCGCCCGCGCCUGUGUUCCCCUCCCCCUCGCGGUGGGGGCGGGGCGGCCGCGGCGCCCGGAGAGCGCAUUGAUCAGCAGCUUUGUUAUUGAUCGGAAAGUGCCCGCCGCCGGCUGGGUUAGGAGGCCGGACCUCUUCGACUUGUCGCCGGUCCCGUCCGCCAGCUGACAGGUGCUCCCGGACACUCGCCCGGGGACUCCUUGGCGCGCCCGGCUCCCCGCGUCCCCACCCCCCCUUUCCUCCCGCGCCCUCGCCCCCACCCCACCCCCACCGCCUCGGCACAGCGCAGGAUUUGUUUAAACCUUGGGAAACUGGUUCAGGUCCAGGUUUUGCUUUGAUCCUUUGCACAAACUGGAGACGCAGAAGAGGGCCCUCGGAGAAAGUCUUGGAUGGGAGUAUGUGGAAAGUACCCCGCGAGGCUCGGCGGCCAGAUCAGGCGCGGCGCGUCCCGCCCGGCGCGGCCCUCCCCCGGCGGCGCUGAGCCCGGCUCGGAGCCCCGCUCCCCCAGUGCCCGCCGGCCGCACACUCGCCCGCUCAGCCCAAUGCUCCUCUUCGGGCUCCUCCUGCUGACAUCCGCCCUGGCCGGCCAGAGACCCGGGACUCGGGCUGAGUCCAACCUGAGCAGUAAACUCCAGCUCUCCAGCAACAAGGAGCAGAACGGAGUACAAGAUCCCCAGCAUGAGAGAAUUAUUACUGUGUCUACUAAUGGAAGUAUUCACAGCCCGAGGUUUCCUCAUACUUAUCCAAGAAAUAUGGUCUUGGUAUGGAAAUUAGUAGCAGUGGAGGAAAACGUAUGGAUACAGCUCACAUUUGAUGAGAGAUUUGGGCUGGAAGAUCCAGAAGAUGACAUAUGCAAGUAUGAUUUUGUAGAGGUGGAAGAACCAAGUGAUGGAACCAUACUGGGGCGCUGGUGUGGUUCUGGCACAGUUCCGGGAAAGCAGAUUUCGAAAGGAAAUCAAAUCAGGAUAAGAUUUGUAUCUGAUGAAUAUUUUCCCUCGGAACCAGGGUUCUGCAUCCACUACAACAUCGUCACACCACAAUUCACAGAAACUGUGAGUCCCUCACUGCUACCCGCUGCAGCUCUGCCCCUGGACCUGCUUAACAAUGCUGUCACUGCCUUUAGUACCUUGGAAGAUCUGAUUCGGUACCUUGAACCAGACAGAUGGCAGCUGGACUUAGAAGAUCUAUACAGGCCAACCUGGCAACUUCUCGGCAAGGCUUUUGUUUUUGGAAGAAAAUCCAGAGUGGUGGAUCUGAACCUUCUCAAAGAAGAAGUGAGGCUAUACAGCUGCACCCCUAGGAACUUUUCAGUGUCUAUCAGGGAAGAGCUGAAGAGAACAGACACCAUCUUCUGGCCGGGCUGCCUCCUCGUCAAGCGUUGUGGCGGGAACUGUGCCUGCUGCAUGCACACCUGCAAUGAGUGUCAGUGUGUCCCCAGCAAAGUGACCAAGAAAUAUCACGAGGUCCUUCAGUUGAGACCCAAGACAGGUGUCCGGGGGCUGCACAAGUCCCUCACGGACGUGGCCCUGGAGCACCACGAGGAGUGUGACUGCGUGUGCAGAGGCAACCCGGGAGGAUAACGCCUCGUGCAGCCCCCUACCUGGCAAGGCGGGCUCAGGGCUGACUCUGCCGCCCAGCUCCCGCCUUAUCUCCAUCCUCCAUCUCGGCUGUUUGCUCCAGGGCCCUUUCAUCUUCAGGAUUUACAGCGUGUUCUGAAAGAGGAGACACCACGCAGAAGAAUUAGGGGUUUGGCAACAGCUCUUUGGAGAGGAAGCCCACAUGACAGGAGAAGAGGCCUUCCGCUGAGGAAAGGAAUGAACCUGGUAGAUUACUAGCUAGUUACAGAGUCCCCACAUGCUCACUGGGCUUUGUUUGUGUCUCAGUUGUCUGGAGGUGGCCUAGGUUCAUGUCAGCACAGGAAACACUGCCCGUGAGUGCCUGGUUCUGUUGCCUUGUUUAACUCUAAAGCUCUGUGCUCUGGGCCUAAAAAAUCACAGAAAUCUGGGAUUUUUCUUCUAUUUGCAUACAUAAGCCAGAGUGUUCUGUAUUCUACCAGCAUGGGUUUUAAAAAGGAACUAUGUUGUCAUAAAUUAAACUUGGGUCAGGCUGAUAGGAAAGACUGGAUUUUCCGUAUUUCUUAUUCAAAUGGCUACCAUUUAGGAGAAGAAAACUACAUUCGUGGUUUGGAAGAGACACACCUGAGAAGAGUGGCCUUAUCUUCACUUAAUCUAUAGGUUGGUUUAUUUGUUUAAUGUGUACAUUUUUAUAUUCUCCUUUUGACAUUAUAACUGCUUUUCUAAUCUUGUUAAAUAUAUCUAUUUUUACCAAAGGUAUUUAAUAUUCUUUUUUUAUGACAGCCUAGAUCAACUAUUUUUAGCUUGGUAAAUUUUUCUAAACAGAAUUGUUAUAGCCAGAGGAACAAAGAUGAUAUAAAAUAUUGUUACUCUGACAAAAAUACAUGUAUUUCAUUCUUGUAUGGUGCUAGAGCUUAGAUUAAUCUGAUUUUGAAAAUAUUGCAGUGGGAAAUGGAUAGAAUUUGGUGAGUUGCAAAGACUCUUUGAAAAUAAAUUACGUUUUCCACUCCUACUAUUGGAGACACCAGUAGGAAGCAGCAUAUAGGAUUAGGCAUCCAGAUCCAGGCAUUACUAACCCUUAACCCUAUCUUGGGAAAUGUGAGCCUAGCUCAGAAGAACAUAAAGCACCUUGAAAAAAAGAGACUUGACAGCUUCCUGACAAAGGGUGCUUUUCCGUCCUGUAGGAACACAUCCUAUUUAUUGUGAUGUUCUGGUUAGAUUAUCUUUAAACUCUGUUCCAUACACUUGUAUAAAUACAUGGAUAUUUUUAUGUACAGAAGUAUAUCCUUUAACCAAUUCACUUAUUGUACUCUUUGGCAAUGGUAAGGAAAAUCAGUCAAAUACUUUGCUUGUAAAAUGCUUAAUAUCGUGCCUAGGUUAUGUGGUGACUAUUUGAAUUAAAAUGUAUUGAAUCACCAAAUAAAAGAAUGCAGCUAUUUCGGGGAGAAACUAAGUGUGUGUGUCCAAGAUUUGUCUCAGACUACAAGAAAAUAAAAGUGACUAUGUUUUA